This is a messenger RNA of Sphaerulina musiva SO2202, 1407 nucleotides long. RefSeq lists its product as uncharacterized. The coding region runs from base 1 to 1407 and encodes 468 amino acids. The record is from RefSeq and is a predicted model, not a curated record. NCBI's taxonomy places the organism in Eukaryota, Fungi, Ascomycota, Dothideomycetes, Mycosphaerellales, Mycosphaerellaceae. The transcript has a single exon.
AUGGUCAUUACGGAUGGAAAAGUCCACCGUCGCUCGACAAUAACAACAACAACACCGCUGAAUCCCGUUGAACGGGCUUAUGCCACUGAACUUGCAUCGCUCCAAAAAAGAGUAAAGUCCAACCCUCACCAAGACUACUACUACCACGAUACCAGUACCACGGGCACCACCCCAAAAUGGACAUUAAAACGAAAGCGCUCCCUCACCAAAUCCAAUCUCCACCACCACAACAAGCGCAACAAAAACAACAAUAGCAAACCAGAAGAAAAAGAAAAAGAAGAAUCCCCCACAGCCGUAGACCUCAUCUCCCCCACGGGCCAAACCCACUGGUCCACCAUCUCCCUCAGCGACCUCCUCGCCGCCCCCCGCCGCAGCGACAUUCCCGAUUUCCCCGGCAAAACCGACCGCCACGUCUAUCGCGACAAAGCCUACAAACGCGCUCGCGCGGGUUUACUCAAAUCACAGUAUUCUCCUUGGGAUUAUGUUAGUAAUGGAGCUCUUCCGGAAUCUGCAUCCGAACAGCCAAACAAAGGACAGCAGCAGCAGCAGCAGCAGCAGCAGCAGCAGCAGCAACCGAAUAAAAUCUUAUCACCAAAAGAAAAAAUCUGGUGGAAAAUUCAAAAUACGGCAUAUGAUCGCAGAGAUGCCAAUGGGAUUAUGAUUCGUGAGGGAUAUCUUACGGAAUGGUAUUUUAAUUCGGAAUUAAGAGGUGGGGUUUGGUAUCGUCAGCCGAAAAUGUUGGAGCCGGGUCCGGAGGGGUAUGUGCCCAAGGCGUGGUUGUAUCGAUGGGUGGUGGUGGCGAGGAGGAAUAAGGGAGGGGAAUGUUGGGAUGUGGGAAUUGGGCCGAGAGAUGAGAGGGUUGAGAUUUUUUAUUAUGAUCAUGCAAUUGUUGGGGUGGAUGUGGAGAGUGGCAAUAACACAGAGGCGGCGACGACGGCGACGGCGGUAGAGAAGCGUUCUUCUUCUUCUAUUAUGAAGAAAAUUCCUGUUCUCGACUCGACUGGUCUCUCUUUUUGUCGCUGGGAGAAGGUACAACAACAACAACACCAACUCAGAAUACCCCCAGCAGCAGCAACAGCACCACCACCACCACCAAAUCCAACCCUCCCUCAUCUCCCAAAUCCCUCCAACAACAACAAGAAAACCCCCACCAAACGCAAAAGCAAACUUCAACUUGUCCCCGAUUCCAUCAAUCCCCAUAAUCCCCAUCUUACCGACGACAAAGAACCUCCACCUCCAAAACGUCACCAAACCCACCAAAAGAAACCCUCUACUCCUACUCCUACUACGGUUAAAGCUACUACUUCAACUACCCCAAAAUUCCACUAUACCAAAGAAUUUUCCGCAGAAAUCGACGAAGCGGGUUUGUCGAUUGUGAGAUGGCGGCGACGGCAUCAUAAUUCAUAA